Carassius auratus (goldfish) is the source of this 1313-nucleotide messenger RNA. RefSeq lists its product as uncharacterized. Lineage: Eukaryota; Metazoa; Chordata; Actinopteri; Cypriniformes; Cyprinidae. The transcript has 3 exons. Bases 364 to 1089 code for a protein of 241 amino acids. The record is from RefSeq and is a predicted model, not a curated record.
UUCUAGUUCGUAAUAAACAUUUAAACAGUUAUCCAUUGUAUUUGAUGUUGUAGGGUAUUACAAAAAAGAAAUAUAAUAAGGAAAAGUAGGUGAUAUCUUAGCGGUUAGCUACAGGUUAGCAAUGAAUCUUGUUUCUCCCACAAUGCAUUGCAUGACGUCACAUGAGGUACUCGCUUUUGGACGACAAACGAAAGCCCGCCUUAAUACCAUUGAGAGAGUGAGACGAGUAGUGAGAGUAGUAGCUAGUGAAAGAGAUCGAUAGAUUGAUAGAUAAAUAGAUAGAUAUCAUAGCAUAAAUAUAUAGUCAGAGAUAGCAUAGCAUAACAGAUAGCUUAGAGAAAGAGUAGAGAAUAAAUAGACAACAUGGUUUAUUACUGUGUUUGUGGCGGGUGCAAGAACUCCAGCAAAACUGGACAUAGGGUCCAUUGUUUCCCCAAGGACAAAGGGAUCUUCCGAAACUGGGUGCAAUUUGUCAAGAUUAGGCGGGCAGAUUUUUCAGCUAGCUCUGUCACCGCCUACUCGAGAAUAUGCAGCGCGCAUUUCAAGGAGGAGAAUUACCACUCAGGGGAUGCCAAGAUGGUCGCACUUUCUUUAAAAAGUAUGAGGAUGGCUAAGUUAAUUCCUACCGCCGUGCCGUCUGUGAAUGCAAACCUCUCUGCUUGUCCUGUCCCGAGGUCGAGAGACACCGUCUGCCGCAAGCGAUAUAUUGCCACGAUGAUGACAGAUACCUCACAGCAGGAGACCGUGGACAGUGUAGACACUGUGGAGAGUGUCGAUACUGGCGAUCAGCCCUUGCCCUCCUCCACUUCUGACGCUGUGACACAGUGUUAUUUGAAGCCCCCCCGAUGGUCUCGCGCUGUGCAGGUUAACCUGAAGCCCAAGAUGGUCAGCGUGGGUACACAGACGUCUUUCAGCCCACAAACCUCCACUCCCCUCGCUAGUCCUGAACAGACAGAUGAUGAAGAUGAUGAUAAUGCCUCUGUCGUUAGUGACUUAUCGUGGGUGCCCGAAGAGCCGAUGCAUGAGGAGGACUUGUUUGAUGAGGAGCCACCUUACGCUUGUGACCCCACCACAAGUGAGAUAAUUUAAAACCAACAUAGACCAUUUUGAAUGCUCAUUUUAUUUCCAUCUUUGUAAGUGGCAAUAAUUGUCGCUGUACCCCAUUCAAGGGGUCCUGCAUGCCGCAUGUCUGCUCCUCUGCCUGUUAUUUGCAUGUUAUUUGCAUGAAAUUUGUUGUAUGUAAUUCAAAAUAAUUUACCAAUCAUUUUACCUGUGCCUUGUCAACCUCUGUGUGCAGUGUUGUCUGGGCUCAC